Molecule: messenger RNA, 589 nt
Organism: Otolemur garnettii (small-eared galago)
Lineage: Eukaryota; Metazoa; Chordata; Mammalia; Primates; Galagidae
Gene: NDUFB3
Product: NADH:ubiquinone oxidoreductase subunit B3
Exons: 3
Coding region: 153-455 (100 amino acids)
Biological process (GO): electron transport chain; mitochondrial respiratory chain complex I assembly
Cellular component (GO): mitochondrion
Source: RefSeq, a predicted model, not a curated record
AAGGAAAACGUCUCCUCUUCCCCGCCGUUCUUUCGACCGCAGUAUUUCUGACUCGAUCAGACUGCAGAUGCACAUAUGUGGGGGAAAUAUCGACAUUCUGCCUUUCUUCUGUAAUCUCCAUCUGGUUCAGGAAUCUUUGACUCACUACCGUCAUGGCCCAUGGACAUGAACAUGGACAUGAACAUGGACAUGGGAAAAUGGAACUUCCAGAUUACAGACAAUGGAAGAUAGAAGGGACACCAUUAGAAACUGUCCAAAAGAAGCUUGCAGCACAAGGGCUAAGGGAUCCAUGGGGCCGGAAUGAAGCUUGGAGAUACAUGGGUGGCUUUGCAAACAACGUUUCCUUUGUUGGUGCAUUAUUAAAAGGAUUCAAAUGGGGAUUUGCUGCAUUUGUGGUAGCUCUGGGAGCUGAAUAUUUCCUGGAGUCCCAGAACAAAGAUAAGAAACAUCACUAAAGAUAAUACCUGGACACACCUUACUGGUUUCUUAACUCUCUUAUAAAAUUAAGAUUUCUUCACUAUAGCCUAUUUGUCUGUGUGUUUGCCCCUUAAAGAAUGUAAGUAAGAUAUAAUAAAGUAAGGAAAGCACA